Molecule: messenger RNA, 1152 nt
Organism: Nezara viridula (southern green stink bug)
Lineage: Eukaryota; Metazoa; Arthropoda; Insecta; Hemiptera; Pentatomidae
Source: the annotation of a GenBank genome assembly
AUGUCCGCUAAUAACAUAAAAGCCGUGCAUUUCAUUGACCAGCUUACAGGUAGAUAUCUGUUAACAACGUUAGAUACGAACGAGACGGAUUGUUACCAAUCUCUUUUCGAUCUUAAGCGUCUACAAAGGUCAUUUCAAUCGGAAAUUCACAGGUCCCAGGUACCGCUGGAAAAUCUUCUCGUAGAGCUGAGAGGAAAGAUUGACGGAAUGAACAGAACUAUCAAUAUGGGCCAGAGUCUCGCUGAUAGUAAGUACUCUCUGUGCAAAGUCUCGAAUGAAGAUGCGACUUGCGAACAAGAGACGAAUCUUUGGCUUGAUACGAUCGUAAGUUCGGUUCGAUGCCAAAUCUCUCCCUGUAGUAGUCAUGUUUUGUCGAAACGUUCGAUAAAUAAUAACUUUUGUAGUGUAGGUAUGUUUGUAUGUGAUUCCGGAGAAUGCAUUUCCCCCAAAUUGGUUUGUGACGGUGAUCCAGACUGCAGUGAUAGGAGUGAUGAAUCUGAAGAUUGUAGGGAAUAUAGUCCAACAGAUUUCUUCUGUAGAAACACUGAUGGACGCAUUAUGAAAUCUAAACUUUGCAACGGCCACAAAGACUGUGAAGACGGUUCAGAUGAACUUCAAUGUGGAAAUAUCGUGAACAACUGCAGUAUUGAAUAUGGCAUGUAUAAGUGCAAUUCCGGGCAAUGUAUGGGAUUGGAUUUAGUCUGCGAUGGGAACCGGGACUGCAACGAUGGUUCUGACGAGAGCUACGAAUGCGGGACUGGGCUUUGUCCUGAAGAGUGCACGAAGAAAGGGGGAGUCUGCUUCCACGGCCCGAAGGGGCCAAUCUGCUUCGCUCAGUGUCCUCUGGGCACCUUCGAGUCCCCGGGAGGUUGCACAGCGCACCCUCAGCCUUCCAACCGCACCGCCGUACAGCUCCUCGAGGAAAUACCGAAACUGAUCUACAGACAGAACGAGAAGUUCACUUACCUCAAGAUGAAAGCUGUACAAAAAGUAUCAAAGAUGAUGACCGAUGUAUUCAAAUGCUUGGACCCAAAUUACCUAAGCCUCGCUAAAGUUCUUAGUUUUCCUAUUAAUAACCAAACACACGAUGCCUCUAAUCUUCCGGAUUCUGAAGUAAAUUCUCAAGAUUUCUUUACAGGCUUUUCCAGUUAA